AUGGAGUGCUCUUUCGGCAUCACCGGUAAAGGCUACACCAUCAUCGCUUCGGACUCGAAUGCGGCCCGUUCCAUUGUCAAGAUGAAGUCCGACGUGGACAAGCAAAAGGUGCUCAGCGACCACCUCGUCAUGACAUACUCUGGAGAGCCAGGUGAUACGCUCCAGUUCUCGGAGUGGAUCGAACGUAACAGCAAACUAUACAGCAUCAGGAACCACGUCGAGCUCAGACCAAAGUCGGCAGCCGCAUGGAUCCGCAAGCAGCUCGCAGAGUCGUUACGCUCCAGGAACCCGUACCAGGUCAACCUGCUGUUGGGCGGCUUCGACCUUCCCACUUCGGAACCUGCUUUGUACUGGAUCGACUACCUCGGCACGCUCGCCACUGUUCCAUUUGCCGCGCACGGCUACGGCGCCUUCUUUGCAAUGUCGACGCUGGACCGCUACCACAGGCCGGACAUGUCGCUCGAAGAGGGUCUGGAUCUGUUGCGCAAGUGCAUCAACGAGCUCAAGCAGCGCUUCAUUGUCGACCUCGGCACAUUCACCGUUCGCGUCGUCGAUCGAGAUGGCGCUCGCACCGUUCAGCUCUGA
Molecule: messenger RNA, 585 nt
Organism: Sporisorium graminicola
Lineage: Eukaryota; Fungi; Basidiomycota; Ustilaginomycetes; Ustilaginales; Ustilaginaceae
Exons: 2
Coding region: 1-585 (194 amino acids)
Biological process (GO): proteasomal protein catabolic process
Cellular component (GO): proteasome core complex, beta-subunit complex; cytosol; nucleus
Molecular function (GO): peptidase activity
Source: RefSeq, a predicted model, not a curated record